Molecule: messenger RNA, 550 nt
Organism: Bursaphelenchus xylophilus (pine wood nematode)
Lineage: Eukaryota; Metazoa; Nematoda; Chromadorea; Rhabditida; Aphelenchoididae
Source: the annotation of a GenBank genome assembly
AUGGCGCUGCGUUUGUUGACCUUGAAGAUUUUGGGAAUCAGAACGGCCCAAAUGGCCGAGAUCAGCCCCGAAGAAGAAUACAAACGUCAGAAGAUUCAGGACCGGUCCAAUAGAUACAGUGGUGUAAGUGUUUGCUCUUUUUUGUUUUCUGGAUUUUUAGGCAUCGUGGAUAAUAUAUCGAUUGUAGGUGCCGUCUAUUCCUGCGGAUAUCGGGUUUGGUGCCUCUAAAUCAACUGGAGGCGAAGCUCAGAAGGGUGGAAUUGUCUCACAUGUUGCCGGGAAUCCCUUCGUCAUUGCUGGGAUGGGGUUGACUUGUGUCGCUUUGCUAGGAAUGAUGAGAAGAUCUUUCCUGGGAGAUCGAUUAGGCGCUCAAAAGUACAUGCAGUAAGUGUGAACACGAUCGCUAACCCGUCUGAAUUUUUAUGAGUAUUUACUAACCCAAUUAACUUUCAGGUAUCGUAUUAUGGCCCAAUUUUUCACCGUCACUGCUUUAGUUGCCGGAGUCGCUGUCUUCGGGAUGACCUACGAACCCACCAACAAGAAAAUCUAG